GCUGCAUUAGCAUUUUUAUAUAGACAGUUGGGGUUUGCUAGCCGGUCUGGGGUUAAGCAGAUCGGUGGUUAUAUGACUCUUUUGGAGGCGUGGAUUGAUGAGCACUUCCGAGCAUUCCGACCUCAUCAGAACAUGGGCUACAAUGAAGACAUGCCACACGUGUACCAUUGGGCAUCUAGGAGAGAGGCGGGUUCCUCCAUUGACCAUUUGAAAUCUUUUCGAGCCGAGCUUGAUAGUUUAGUAGCUACUGAUGUUAUUUGGGAUCCAUACCACAGCUGUAGAAACCGGCAUCCAUGUAACCCGGUUACGUUCUACCAUGGAUGCUUAAAGUGCUUAGACGUUGUCGAACCCUAUCAUCCAGAUAGAGUUUUGAGGCAGUUUGGCAGGGUUCAAACCAUUCCAGAUGCACUACUAGCUCCCAGUCGUGGUGCGCGAGGCAACAUAUCUGCACGAUAUACAGUCAUGUACAGAUACUUGGAUAGGAUCUGGGAGGCUUGGGAUAACCACGUGUUAUCUAAGCAACGGAGGAGCACACCAGUUCGUCAGCCUUGGCAAUGUGUACCGGGUUACAUGGAUUGGUAUAAGAAUAUCACGCACCUAUAUGUCGAGCACACUGAUGAACCGCGUGUCCAUGACCAUCAGGAUUUCAGCGAACAUGCGGAUCGUAUUGCACAUGCACUGCAGAUUUCACAUCCUAUUAUUGACGUUGGUUAUUAG
This is a messenger RNA of Camellia sinensis, 717 nucleotides long. Lineage: Eukaryota; Viridiplantae; Streptophyta; Magnoliopsida; Ericales; Theaceae. The record is from RefSeq and is a predicted model, not a curated record.